AUGAGGCGACUGCGGCAAGAUGGUGAUCGUGAUGAGGAACAACAUCUUCUGCUGGACGUAUUUGAUGUCGACCAGUACGGACGUCUGCUGGCAGACAUUCGCGGUGUGCAGGUAGGAGAGACGGAGAACAUUCUGCAGUGCUGGACACUUGCAGAACAGUGUGUCCUGGCUGGCUGGGCGCACACAACACCACUCUAUGUUCUUCCAGAUCAUGUUGCGCAGGCGCUACAAACUUCGCAAGAACACCUUAACGGUGCAAGGGGCCUGGAAACAGAUGAAAGGUCUUUCCAAG
Paramuricea clavata is the source of this 292-nucleotide messenger RNA. Lineage: Eukaryota; Metazoa; Cnidaria; Anthozoa; Malacalcyonacea; Plexauridae. The record is from the annotation of a GenBank genome assembly.